Paramecium sonneborni is the source of this 327-nucleotide messenger RNA. NCBI's taxonomy places the organism in Eukaryota, Ciliophora, Oligohymenophorea, Peniculida, Parameciidae. The record is from the annotation of a GenBank genome assembly.
AUGAGUUCUUUCUCGCCUAAGUUAGCCAAAGGUUCAACCAAAACUGGAUUUAUUGGUACUUUUGAAGCUGAAUUAUUUGCACAACAACAAAAUACUUAAUUAAGAGCUUAAAGAAUGUAAUAGGUACAAUAUAAAAUUUACAUUAGAUUCGUAAAUAAGAGACAGACUUAACAAAAAAGAAGAUUCAAUAAUAAUAACAACAAUAAUAAAAAUAGUUUGAAGAAGAAAUGAAAAAAUAAAAAUAUUAAGAAUAUUUAUAAAAAAAAGCUUAGAUUGAAUAAUUAGAACAAGCACGUUAAUAAACAAUACUUGAAUAAUAACGAUAAG